AUGGUAGCCUUGUUGAGUAUUUUCCUUCUGAUCCCACUUAUUUACGGUGCUGUGAAUCCAGGUGUUCGUUUCACUCUUGAUCAAGCAGCAAUCGAAAACUUUAAAAACGACUAUUCUUCUACAAAUAAAUAUUGAUUUAUUUAUAUACCCAUUAAUAGCAAUUAAUUAAUUUUAAUAAAAUAAAUAUCAUAGGCAAUAACUUAUUAUAAAUUGGUAUAAACUUUCACAUAAAAUAUUUAUUUAUUAUAAAAAAUAUACAUCCAAAGCUAUAUUAAGAAGUGUGCAAGUUACAGUGUCAAGCAGCAUCUUGUCACCACUUCUGUGUUUACAUACAACGUCACUAAUCUCCAUUUCUCAAGCUUCACUCUUAAGCCAAGCAACACUCAGAUUGUGUUAAACCCAAAAACAAAUACGAUUAACUUAGCCAUAACCAACCUCAGCUUUGUCAUGAAUGGCAACUUGACUUUCUGGCUUUUGGCCUCAAGCAAAGGAACCGUCGAAAUUUCUUUGACAAAUGGAAAUUUCACGAUCCCACUUGCUGUCACUGUAAAUUCUGAUGGGACUUUAUCCGCAGCAGUUCAAACUAUACCAGUUUAAUUGUAUUUUAUCCUAAUUAUUUAUAGAAAAAAUAUAUAUAAUAAUUUAAGAAAAACAAUAUAUCACUGGUACUUUAAGCGCUAUUAAACUGAAAGUCCAUGCAAGAAACCCAAUUUACAAAAUGAUGCAGCUUGUCGGAGAUAUCUGGCCUUUCAAGACCAACAUUGCUUCCAACUUCUUCAGCACUAUGGGACAAUACUUAAGCCCAGCAAUAAAAACAAUCCUAGCUAAGAUUUCUUAUGUUGAUUCCUUGAAUGGCGCCAACAUGACAGCAGACUACCACUUCCUCAAUUUUGGAGUCUCCUCCUCUUAUAUUGAAGGAGAUCUUAACGGUACCUGCUAUCUUGGUCCGUACAUUGAGCCUCCUUACUAUGCAACUUCCCCUCCAAGCUUCCAGACCACUAAUACCUUAAAAGUCCAAUACUCCGAAUACUUCUUUGACACCUACAUCUGGGGUCUUCAGCAGUCAGGACAGCUCAACCUUUAUAUCCCAAGUGCAAAAGCUCCUAGUUCUUUACCAUUCAAAAUGACUACAACUGGCCUAGCCUCCAUUCUUCCUAAUAUUGCCAAAGUUUACGGCCAAAAUAUCCCAAUUGACACUUCUUGCCAAGUUUAUAACCCUCCAAACAUUUUUAUGACUGACGAAGUUUACAUUACAGCUCCUGUUUACUGUGACUUCUUAGCUAUGCAAAGCUCAACAUCCCACCCAGCAGCCUUCAGGCUCCAAUUCCAGCUAAAUUCAGUGCUUACUGCUACCUUAAAUGAAGAAAAGACUGGACUUUAUUUAAUUCCAAAUGUCGAUUCAAGCAGCACAACUAUCACUAAUAUUGUAGCCCAAAACAGUAAUAUUGGAAUUAUUAAUAUCAGCAGAGUCCAAAUGGCGCUUAACUGGUGCAUUUAUUCAAUUGCCACAUAUUUAAAUGAACAAUUGACACUGUCAGGAGGGUUCAAGCUGCCUGUGCCUGCAGGUGUAACAUUUACUGAUGAACAAAUUGUGGCCUACCCAGGCGCUGUGGAGAUUUCAGGAACUCCGCAUUUUGAUAUGAUAGUUGAUGAGAUCGUCAGAAAUCAUUAA
Messenger RNA from Blepharisma stoltei, 1672 nucleotides. The record is from the annotation of a GenBank genome assembly. NCBI's taxonomy places the organism in Eukaryota, Ciliophora, Heterotrichea, Heterotrichida, Blepharismidae.